Molecule: messenger RNA, 8145 nt
Organism: Oncorhynchus tshawytscha (Chinook salmon)
Lineage: Eukaryota; Metazoa; Chordata; Actinopteri; Salmoniformes; Salmonidae
Product: H(+)/Cl(-) exchange transporter 5
Exons: 18
Coding region: 350-2893 (847 amino acids)
Biological process (GO): chloride transport; transmembrane transport
Cellular component (GO): synaptic vesicle; Golgi apparatus; early endosome
Molecular function (GO): voltage-gated chloride channel activity
Source: RefSeq, a predicted model, not a curated record
UUUCAGGGAUGGAACGUUGUUGUUCGUUAGAAAAGUGGAGAGUGUGUGUGGAUAAUCGAUUAUCGCGUUGUGUUUUGUUAUCGUUUGCAUUUUUUACGACCCACCAGUGUUUGUCUUCAGCAUAGGAUAUCAAGAAAUCUAUUGAUUGAGCUAAAUGUUUUGACUUCUCUAUAGCGAUAUAUAGGGCAUUGGGUUGCAAUUGCUAAAUACGUCCCGACAACUACAUUUGUGUAAAGGGGAAGUAGCCUACGAUAUGUCAAACCGUAUUUAACUUCGUUCUCUUGUCUGGUGAACUAGACAUUAGUCAAGCCGGGGAGAACAGUUGUAGCGAGAUUGCCUUGGAAAAACAAUGAUAAUGUUUCGAUAUUGGAAGAAUUUAUAUAGAAAAUACACAUCGAAUAACGACCGAGGCGCUAGAAUGGACAACGCUGGGUUUUGCAACGAGACCUAUGAAAGCCUUCACAACCCGGCUAGCGAUGAUGAGUUGGUCGAUAUAGCUGGAGCCACGCUUGAUUUCUCCAGCACGGAGGACGUGCCACCUCUAGACCCCGAAUACGGCUCAGGCUACGGUAAUACCGGAUACUCUAAUGGUAUGACCGGUAACGGGGUGCUGAUGGACCUACUAGACGAGCCGGUACCGGGGGUAGGGACCUACGAAGACUUCAAUACCAUCGAUUGGGUCAGAGAGAAGAGCAAGGACCGCGACCGCCACAGAGAGAUCACCAGUAAGAGUGAGCAGUCUACCUGGGCCCUGCUCCACAGCAUCAGUGAUGCCUUCUCCGGCUGGCUCCUCAUGCUGCUCAUAGGACUCUUGUCAGGUGCUCUAGCAGGCUGUAUAGACAUCUCGGCUCACUGGUUAACAGACCUGAAGGAGGGUGUGUGUCUGUCUGGCUUCUGGUUCAACCAUGAACACUGCUGCUGGGGCUCUAACCAAACCACCUUUCAAGAGAGGGACAAGUGUCCACAGUGGCAGAGCUGGGCUGAACUGCUGGGUGGUAGCUCAGAGGGGGCAGCAGCGUACAUAGUCAACUACUUGAUGUUCAUGUUGUGCGCUCUACUGUUCUCCUUCCUGGCUGUCAUUCUGGUCCGGGCCUUCGCACCUUACGCCUGUGGAUCAGGAAUACCAGAGAUAAAGACCAUCCUCUCUGGGUUCAUCAUUAGAGGCUACCUGGGGAAAUGGACCCUAAUCAUCAAGACAAUUACCCUGGUCCUGGCUGUCUCUUCUGGUCUCAGUCUUGGCAAGGAAGGACCCCUGGUCCAUGUAGCAUGUUGCUGUGCCAACAUCCUCUGUCAUCUGUUCACAAAGUACCGACAGAACGAAGCAAAACGACGAGAGGUGUUAUCUGCAGCCGCAGCAGUGGGCGUGUCUGUGGCCUUUGGCGCUCCUAUAGGAGGAGUGCUGUUCAGUCUGGAGGAGGUGAGCUACUACUUCCCUCUGAAGACUCUGUGGAGGUCGUUCUUCGCCGCGUUGGUGGCAGCCUUCACUCUGCGCUCCAUCAACCCGUUCGGUGACAGCCGACUGGUCUUGUUCUACGUAGAGUUCCAUACCCCCUGGCACAUGGUGGAGCUGGUCCCGUUCACCCUGCUGGGCAUCUUCGGUGGCCUCUGGGGGGCGCUCUUCAUCAGGGCUAAUAUCGCCUGGUGCAGAAGGCGUAAGACCACUCGUCUGGGCCACUACCCGGUGCUGGAGGUCUUGGUGGUAACUGGAAUCACAGCCCUCCUCUCCUUCCCUAACAGUUACACCAGGAUGAGUGGGUCAGAACUGAUCUCAGAACUGUUUAAUGACUGUUCUCUACUGGAUUCCUCACAGCUGUGUGACUACAACAGCUCUGAGAACAGGUCUGACUCUGGUGUGUUCAGUGCCAGCCUCGCUGAUAGGGCGUUCAGUAACACACUCCCUGAUAGGCCAGCUGGACCAGGUGUAUACACAGCGCUAUGGCAACUGGCUCUGGCACUCUUCUUCAAGAUGCUGGUCACUGUGGUUACCUUCGGCAUGAAGGUCCCUUCCGGUCUCUUCAUCCCCAGUAUGGCUGUAGGGGCGAUAGUAGGCAGACUGCUGGGAGUUGCCAUGGAACAGAUGGCGUUGAACCAUCAUGACUGGCUCAUCGUCAAGGGCUGGUGCUCAUCAGGGGCGGACUGUAUCACACCAGGGCUCUACGCUAUGGUGGGGGCAGCUGCAUGUCUAGGUGGUGUCACCCGUAUGACCAUAUCGCUGGUGGUCAUCAUGUUUGAGCUGACGGGCGGUCUGGAGUACAUUGUUCCUCUGAUGGCUGCGAUCAUGACCUCUAAGUGGGUAGCGGACGCGUUGGGGCGUGAGGGGAUCUACGAAGCCCACAUCAGACUCAACGGUUAUCCCUUCCUGGAAACCAAAGAGGAGUAUGGGCACAAGACCCUGGCUCAGGAUGUGAUGCGCCCUAGGCAGUCGGACCCUCUCCUAGUCGUGCUCACUCAGGAGGGCAUGAGUGUAGGGGAGAUAGAAGGGGUGAUAGCAGACACUGACUACAGUGGCUUCCCCGUGGUGGUGUCACAGGAGUCUCAGAGACUAGUGGGCUUUGUACUGAGGAGGGACCUGGUCAUAUCUCUAGACAACGCCCGUAAGCGACAGGAUGGGGUGGUCAGUGCCUCGUUAGUGUUCUUCUUGGAACACGUGCCCCCCCAGCCCUUCUCCGGUCCCCCUGUCGUCAAACUACGAGGUAUCCUGGACCUUAGUCCCUUCACUGUGACAGACCACACCCCCAUGGCGAUAGCUGUGGACAUCUUCAGGAAGCUGGGACUCAGACAGUGUCUGGUUACACACAACGGGAGGUUGCUGGGAAUCAUCACUAAGAAAGACAUUCUGAAGCACAUGGCUCAGAUGUCCAACAGAGACCCAGACUCUAUCCUCUUCAACUGAGACCCAGACUCUGUCCUCUUCACCGGAGACCCAGACUCUGUCCUCUUCACCGGAGACCCAGACUCUGUCCUCUUCACCGGAGACCCAGACUCUGUCCUCUUCACCGGAGACACAGACUCUGUCCUCUUCACCGGAGACACAGACUCUGUCCUCUUCACCGGAGACACAGACUCUGUCCUCUUCACCGGAGACACAGACUCUGUCCUCUUCACCGGAGACACAGACUCUGUCCUCUUCACCGGAGACACAGACUCUGUCCUCUUCACCGGAGACACAGACUCUGUCCUCUUCACCGGAGACACAGACUCUGUCCUCUUCACCGGAGACACAGACUCUGUCCUCUUCACCGGAGACACAGACUCUGUCCUCUUCACCGGAGACACAGACUCUGUCCUCUUCACCGGAGACACAGACUCUGUCCUCGUCAACGGAGACACAGACUCUGUCCUCCCUCUCCACACCUCUGAGACUAGGAAGCGGACCUCUGGCAAAUGAAGACCUUCUUCUUCAACUGAGCUCGUCUCCUCCCUGUUUCCAUCCAUCCACUUCUUUAUGGGAGGAGGACACCAGCCUAUAGGAGGGAUGACACGGUCUUGUUUUCUCAAUAGGUCUCACCUAAAGAAGAGGGCUGGUGGAUACAGUAUUAUGGACACAUUUAUACAAAGAGGAUGGAGAAAUAGGAGAGAACACACUGAGAAGGGAAAUGAUUGGGAGGCAGGAAUCCUAGCGGAUAAGAGUGUUGGGCCAGUAACUGAAAGGUCGCUGGUUUGAAUUCCCGAACCGACUAGGUGAAGAGUCUGUCAACAUGCCCUUGAGCAAGGCACUUACCCUAAUAGCUCCUGUAAGUCACUCUGGAUAAGAGUGUCUGCUAAAUGACUAACAUGUAAUACACCUGCCUAACUAAUAGACAGAACUCUUUCCUGCACUGCAACCAGUACUAAAGCUGUACACAGAGAGAGAGAUAUGAGAUGGAAGGAUGAGGGUGAGAUGGAGGUAUGAAAAGUGAGAAUUUCAGAAAUGGCUAAUCAUGAUGUAAAAUACAAUGUUCCACUGAGCCUUUAGAGAAAAGGACUGUUGAGGAGAGGUGGUGGGGAAGUGCUGACCAAACUGUUACUGAUGCAGUAGUACACUAUGUAGGGAAUCAGGGUUCCAUUUCAGAUCCAUCUGGAUCGCUGUAGGAUCCAUCUGGAUCGCUGUAGGAUCCAUCUGGAUCGCUGUAGGAUCCAUCUGGAUCGCCGUAGGAUCCAUCUGGAUCGCCGUAGGAUCCCAUCUCAGGUAGUUAAAACUGAGUCACUGAGUCUGUCCUCCAUGUUGUCUUGUCUCUGCUUGUUAGAUACAGAUGUGUCUGCCCAUAAUCUCUGAGAAGUGUGUAUGUGAGUGUGUGUGUGUGUGUGUGCGCACGCGCAAUACGCACACACAGUGCAUAUUGCUGAGAUAAAGCUAGAACACAAAAGGGAAACAUCGAAGUGUAGAAUUCCUCCUAAAAUAGCCCCCAUUACCACAUGGGUGUGUUACCAUGACAACCCGGUUGUUCAUCACUUUGAUGUGCGACAGGCGUGGGAAGAGGUUAACGACACACACGGGCUAUUAGACUAGAAUGCUUUUAGCUACAGGAUAUUAGAGAGAGAGACGGAUCCAAAGACGCUUCACAUGGAGAUCAGGUUACAAGAGCUGCUCAGAGCCACACAUUCCUCAAACACCGACACAUCAGACGACACGUGUCUGUGUGUGUGUUGGGUUCAGUGGUAGAGUCGGAGCAGGCCCCCUUGAUUCACGUUGAGUCAUAUAGGGGUGGAUUGGCCUCUUUCAAGGUCUUUCUUUAGGCCCCUUCGUGUGUGUGUGUGUGUGUGUGUGUGUUGGCCUCUCAAGGUCUUUCUUUAGGCCCCUUCGUGUGUCCUAGGGAAUAUUUUACAGACAUGGGAAUUUGCCGAAAUGGUCUCUGACGUUUCUGAGAGUUGUACAUAAACUAUUUUGCCUUUCCAAGUUUGUGAAGUUGUUUGGUUUAAAUAGGACUUUGGGACUUUGAGUUUAAUCUCUUCUCUCUUUCUGAUUCUGAAAUAUUUUUUUUAGGGAUCGUGAAUCAAACUGUGUGUGUGUGUGUGUGUGUGUGUGUGUGUGUGUGAUGAGCUCAUGGGAAGCGUUGUGUUUAUAAUCAACAAUGGUGAUCCGAUUGUCAUAACCAUCUCCUUAUGUCUGUGUCCCAAAUUACACCCUAUUCUCUAUAUAGUUCACUACUUUUGACCAGGGCUUAUAGUGGAUAGGGCACCGUUUGGGACAUAUCCCAUUCAUAUGGCCCUGGAGGACCAAAUGACCAUCUUUUUAUUGCAGUGUUUUUUUCCCUGGUCUUCUCAUUUUUAUAGAAAUGUUGUCAUCCCAUCCGCCUAUCCACCCUCUCCAUUCUCUGUCCUUAGACAACCCCUCCCUCUUCUGUCCCCACCGUCUCUCUCUCACAUAUUCCAAAUAUGAUGUCACAAUGCUGCCUGCCUGUCGAGCCGCGUGAGGUUUAGUCUAGAAGGGAUACAGCUUUUGUCAAAAUGGACUUUUUCGCAGCAGGUUUACUAUAACUUACGCAGCAGGUCAGGAAAAUUAGGUUACGGUUAGGCAAAUUAGGUUACGGUUAGGAGAAUUAGGUUAAGGUUAGCUAAAAUGCUAAAGAAAAUCUACUUUUGAUGUCAAUUUGACAAAAGCUGUAUCCCGUCUAGACAUGACCGCCGCGUGACCUUUCUCUCUUGUCUUGUAACAGGAAGUGCAAUAAGGUGUGGUCUAGUUUGUGCCGGGCCCUGGCCAGUUUCUUUAUUUCUCCAUGCUGUAGGGACCACUUCCUAUGCUACUGCCAGCCUUUGUCUGCUAGUUGGGGUUUAAAAGCACUAUCGCUGAGACUACUUACAAUGAGCACCUCUGGCAGUUCCUAAGAAGCCUAUCAGAAAUUAAAUGAUUUGUCAUUCUGAACGUGGAAUGUUGUAUUGUUACCAUACCCUAUGAGGGAUUCCCAUAUUUGUCCCCCUCCCAGAAUUCUAGAAGAGUCUAAAUUCCCCCUGAAGUCUGGGCAGUGGGCUCGGAGCGCUCUGUGAGAGGCUGUGUGUGUCUGUGUUUUUCUCUGUCUGGCACCCAAUUGGUCUAUCCUGGCUGUUGUUGAUUAAUGUCUUACACCUCGCCACAGACAGGGGUUUUAGGGGGUGAGGAGGUGUGAAAGCUCAUUAGAAGCACAUUUCCUGACUGCCUCUUAGAGCAACACCGACCUCUGUAGACUGAUAACUAUGGAGGUAAUGCCAACACUGUUGAUAUGACAAUGACGGGGGGGGGGGUGUGACAGGAUGGGAGGUUGUGAAAAGAGGGGGAUUUAAAGGAGGGAAUAGUCUUUGUUCACACUCCUGAGAAAUAUACUGAACAAAGGAGAGAGGGAAAGUUGAGUCAAACAAGGCCCUGUAGCCUUCACUGUCACCCCAUCAUACCACACUUCAGGACAUAGACACGCAAUUACGCUGUUCAAUGUCUUACAUGUAAUUGAUAUGCCUUGAUUUCAACUUUGUGGCUCAUGUAAAUUGUCACUUGGAAAUCAGAAUUCCUUAACGCUCAGUUGAAGUUGGCUGUUCUACGGAACAAUACCAAGAAUUUACCAAAACACUUGGCAGUAAGUGUAGGAACUUUUUUUUGUCUAUAUUCUAGAACUGUCUAAAUACUCCGGGGAUUCUAUUUGACCCCACCCUAGAUGACUUCACGGUGAAACCAUGCACAAUAUACUAGAAGACCAUCUGGCUUAAGGACAAUCAAUCCUUUUUUCUAAAGGGCGAGUCCAUUCUGUGUGACCUAUUUCUAUGUCUGUUGCUCUGUGUGUAAUAUAGAUGUCCAUUCGGUGUGUGUGUGUGCUCCCUCUAGAUGUGUGUAAUAUAGAUGGUGGUGUUUGUUAUUGACUCUUUUAGAUAGGGUUGGUAUGAAAGGAGAGGUACACACACUCUGGCUCUCUCUCUUUUUCCUAUUCUUGCGGGGACCAAAUAAUUGACUCUCAUUCAAAAUCCUAUUUUCCAUAACCCCUGAGCCUAAAAUAGUAUUUUUCCUUGUAUGGACUUCUGGGCCCCCCAAGGAUAAUAACACCAAAGCACACCACUCUUUAUUUACCCUUCAGAGAGGUUGAUAUGAGAGGUCAGGGGGUUAGAUCCAACAAUUACAUUAAGGAAAACCCUUGAUGUACAAGACUGUGGACCAAAGAGAGCCCACCCUGGGUCUCGUCCAUCCCAUCAAUCUCUAGGGUCGGGCCCAAAUCCCCAAGACACAUUUUCCCCAGAAACUCAAAGGUUUCUACAGAAUUUCCUUUCAGAAUGAAGACAAAUAUGCAUGGACAUUUAUCAAAGCACUCUGCUAAGAGCUUACAUUACCCACAUGUUAUAUGAGCAUUGAUGACAUGUAUGUUUUAGCACUCUGCUAAGAGCUUACAUUACGUACAUGUUAUAUGAGCGAUGAUGACAUGUAUGUUUUAGCACUCUGCUAAGAGCUUACAUUAUGUACAUGUUAUAUGAGCGAUGAUGACAUGUAUGUUUUAGCACUCUGCUAAGAGCUUACAUUACCCACAUGUUAUAUGAGCGAUGAUGACAUGUAUGUUUUAGCACUCUGCUAAGAGCUUACAUUACCCACAUGUUAUAUGAGCGAUGAUGACGUGUAUGUUUUAGCACUCUGCUAAGAGCUUACAUUAUGUACAUGUUAUAUGAGCGAUGAUGACAUGUAUGUUUUAGCACUCUGCUAAGAGCUUACAUUACCCACAUGUUAUAUGAGCGAUGAUGACAUGUAUGUUUUAGCACUCUGCUAAGAGCUUACAUUACCCACAUGUUAUAUGAGCGAUGAUGACAUGUAUGUUUUAGCACUCUGCUAAGAGCUUACAUUAUGUACAUGUUAUAUGAGCGAUGAUGACAUGUAUGUUUUAGCACUCUGCUAAGAGCUUACAUUACCCACAUGUUAUAUGAGCGAUGAUGACAUGUAUGUUUUAGCACUCUGCUAAGAGCUUACAUUACCCACAUGUUAUAUGAGCAUUGAUGACAUGUAUGUUUUAGCACUCUGCUAAGAGCUUACAUUAUGUACAUGUUAUAUGAGCGAUGAUGACAUGUAUGUUUUAGCACUCUGCUAAGAGCUUACAUUAUGUACAUGUUAUAUGAGCGAUGAUGACAUGUAUGUUUUAGCACUCUGCUAAGAGCUUACAUUACCCACAUGUUAUAUGAGCGAUGAUGACAUGUAUGUUUUAGCACUCUGCUAAGAGCUUACAU